This is a messenger RNA of Cygnus olor (mute swan), 2554 nucleotides long. RefSeq names its product chymotrypsin like (gene CTRL). Bases 452 to 1573 code for a protein of 373 amino acids. The record is from RefSeq and is a predicted model, not a curated record. Gene Ontology annotation, molecular function: serine-type endopeptidase activity. NCBI's taxonomy places the organism in Eukaryota, Metazoa, Chordata, Aves, Anseriformes, Anatidae. Gene Ontology annotation, biological process: proteolysis. The transcript has 7 exons.
AGGGCACAGGGGUGGCACAGAGCAGAGACUGUCCCUGUGCUCAGCAUCGCUCCAAGAAUAGCUCCAGGCACUCAGGGGAGGCUGGGGGGACAGAAGUAUUCUCUUCAGUCUGGGGUCAGAGGGGCUGGGCAGCUGCUGGGGGGUGGCACAGGGGUUGCGGGGUCAGCCUUGCCAUCCUCCCAGGGGCUCACCGUGUUCUCUCCACAGCCCCUGGCUGCCUGGGAAGGCUUCUGCUCACCCCAGCUGGCUCUGGGAUGCACUCACCUGCACAGGAACACACUUCCAGGGGUGGCCUUGGGCCCUGGGAACGUCCAGCUGGGAUGUUCGCCUUCCCAGGCACGUGUCACAGCCACACAGAGGAACAGCCCCGGUGCCAAGCAGAUCUGAAACAGGCCUGGGGACACGGCGGUCUCCCACAGCCCAGGCACUGGCACCCAUCUCAGCCCCAUCUAUGUGCCAGCAAAUAGCCCAAGCGGUAAAUGUGCCCCCGUCAUGGCCCUACAGGACCCUCACUCCCUGUAGUAUCAGAGGCUGCAGCGAGGACCCACACAACUCAUCCCAGCAGUGCCCAAGCACCCCUGGUGCCUUUCUGCAGUCCAUUCCUGCAGCCAUUGACACCAGGGCCACCUGGGGCACGGCAGGCGUAGGCCUGGCACAGCACCGCUGCCCACAGCUGGGACAAGGCACUACGGGGACCUUGCCCUGCCUGGCCACGAGCCACGUGGCUCCCAGCUGCUAUAAAGCCCGUGGCCCUGAGAUGCGGCCAUGUCCUCCCAGGAUGGCAUUUCUGUGGGCAGUUGCCUGCCUGGCCCUCGCCAGCGCCGUCUCAGGCUGUGGGGUGCCCAUGAUCAGCCCCUCAUUGCAGUACAACGAGAGGAUCAUCAACGGGCAGAAUGCGGUGUCUGGCUCCUGGCCCUGGCAGGUGUCCCUGCAGACCCGUACAGGAUCCCACUUCUGUGGCGGCUCCCUGAUCAACAAGAACUGGGUGGUCACGGCUGCCCACUGCGAAUUCAACCCCUACUCCCACGUUGUUGUCCUCGGGGAAUAUGACCGCAGCUCCGGGUCGGAGGCCGUGCAGGUGAAGACCGUGGUGAAGGCCGUCACGCACCCCAACUGGGACGCCUACAACCUCAACAACGACAUCACCCUGCUGAAGCUCUCCUCGCCUGCCCAGCUGGGGUCCCGCGUGGCCCCCGUCUGCCUGGCCCCAGCCAACCUGGCUCUGCCCAGCAACCUGCAGUGUGUCACCACCGGCUGGGGACGCACCAACACAAACUCCAACGCCUUGGCGGUGCGCCUGCAGCAGGUAACCCUGCCCCUGGUCUCCCAGAGCCAGUGCAUGCAGUACUGGGGCAGCAGCAUCACCAGCUCCAUGCUGUGCGCCGGGGGGGUCGGCGCCUCCUCCUGCCAGGGUGACUCCGGGGGCCCGCUUGUAUACCAGAACGGGAACGUCUGGACCUUGAUCGGCAUCGUCUCCUGGGGAAACAGCAACUGCAACGUCCACACGCCUGCUGUCUACACCCGCGUAAGCCAGUUCCGAAACUGGAUCGACUCCAUCGUCGCUCAGGGGUAGAGCCGGGGACGGAGGGAUCCAGUGCCCAGGCAAGGUGAGCUGGGCAGAGCCUCCCGGCACCUCCAGCCCUGCUAGCGAGGGGCUGAGCGCGAAGCGAGGUUCCCCGCACUGCAGAGCAAUAAAGUGCCACCGUUUCCUUGCGCCAGGCACGGCCUCUGGCUCCUUUCCUCUCGUGGCACGGACCAGGAGCAUGGGGGCAGAACGUGGCUCCUUUCCCUAGUCCCGGAGCUGGAGCUUGGUGCCCGGCUGGGACCUGCUGAGCCUGGAGGCAUCCACAGCUCAACCCCAGCACCGGGCAUGGGGCCGGCUGCAGCUCGGGCACUGUUCAGGGUCUCUAUAAGCCAGCAGCUCUACAGACCGGCACCAGCAGGGGCUUUGAGGCUUGCAACAAAUGCAGGGAGGGGGGGUGCUGCUGAGUGCACGGGCUUAUAAAAGGUCUUCGCCUGGACUUUAAAGCAGUAACACGCGUAGCAGUGUGGGAACACACGAGCUGAGAGGGAGAAGUGUCACGGGCAGCUCCAUCUCUUCAGCAAGGUACAAGGGGGCAGCUGGAGCCAGCACGCUGCAGAGCACGUGCAGGCUUCGGGGUAACACAGCAGUAAACUCGGUGCUAUCCCAAAGGAAAAUUGGAAGACGAAAAGAAAAUUCAAGGCCAGACAAUGGAUUUUCAGAAGAAAGUGGUAUUUUCACACAAGCAGGUGCCAGACAAGGGCAGCAGGGCAGGUGUCGGGGCAGGUGGAUGCUGCUUUUCCCAAGGUGCUCUCUUCAGCACCCUGUGUCAUCUCAGGUCAAAUAAAAAAGCCAUGAGCCAGUCAGGGGCUUAAGAGCUGGCUCCUGGCAGCUCAAACUAGAGCUGGUCAUCAGGACACAGCAGAGAGGAGCAGGAUCAGGCCGUCCCAACAUGAGCAGCAUUUUUUUCCUUCACCAGUGAUGCAAACAUGAUGUAAAACCCUCACUGCAUGAAUCGCAGCCCCCAAAAAA